Molecule: messenger RNA, 7380 nt
Organism: Fukomys damarensis (Damara mole-rat)
Lineage: Eukaryota; Metazoa; Chordata; Mammalia; Rodentia; Bathyergidae
Gene: Clasp1
Product: cytoplasmic linker associated protein 1
Exons: 44
Coding region: 570-5348 (1592 amino acids)
Biological process (GO): mitotic spindle assembly
Cellular component (GO): microtubule organizing center; spindle microtubule; cytoplasmic microtubule
Molecular function (GO): kinetochore binding; microtubule binding
Source: RefSeq, a predicted model, not a curated record
GGGCAAAAGCUCUUGGGGCCUGAGCUCCCGAAGCCCAGCGCAGCCAUGUCGGCGCCUGCGCAGGGCAUUACCAUAGAGAGGCAGCCACCUCUCUGGUCUCGGUUUACACUCUCUAUGGUCUACCCUGGUUGGUGGCGGUAAGGGGAAAAAGGGAGACUGCACUGCGCAGGCGCCGUCGGCUUUUCUAGCUCUUUUUUAAUCCCCGCACCAAGCGCCUAACCUCAUUGGGGUGGAGGAGAAGGCGGCGGCUGCCCGGUCCACAGCAGUAACAAGCGAAUAAUAGGCGAAUGGACUGCUGAAUUAUGAAGUAUUUCAGACCCAGUAGUAGAACAUCACUGUGCCACUCACUCCUUUAUCUCCUGUUAGUUAUUUAAAUUGGACUUUUAAUAUCCUACCAGCUGCUCUUCAGACACACAUGGUGCAUUGUUACCAUUCUUUGGAUUGCAUCUUUGAAACACAGGCUCUUAGUAACCUUCAGCAAACAGAGGCGGCCUCCCUGGAUCAGCUACCAAGAGGGAGUCAUCCUGACUGCCCUCUAGCUUUUGCUGGAUCUGGAUUUGAAUUCUACCAUGGAGCCUCGCAUGGAGUCUUGCCUGGCUCAGGUGUUGCAAAAGGAUGUGGGGAAGCGACUGCAGGUUGGCCAAGAACUUAUAGACUAUUUCUCAGACAAACAGAAGUCUGCUGAUCUUGAGCACGACCAGACCAUGUUAGAUAAGCUUGUGGAUGGACUUGCUACCUCUUGGGUGAACUCUAGCAAUUAUAAGGUAGUUCUUUUGGGCAUGGACAUCCUGUCGGCUCUGGUGACCCGGCUACAGGAUCGGUUCAAGGCGCAGAUCGGCACAGUGCUGCCAAGCCUAAUAGACAGACUGGGAGAUUCUAAAGACCCUGUGAGAGAACAAGACCAAACUCUGCUGCUAAAGAUCAUGGAUCAAGCUGCUAAUCCCCAGUAUGUAUGGGACAGAAUGCUUGGAGGCUUUAAACACAAGAAUUUUCGCACGAGAGAAGGCAUCUGUCUCUGCCUCAUUGCAACACUCAAUGCCUCUGGAGCACAUACUCUAACACUAAACAAGAUUGUGCCACAUAUAUGUAAUUUACUUGGAGACCCAAACAGCCAGGUUCGAGAUGCAGCAAUAAACAGCUUAGUGGAAAUUUACAGACAUGUAGGAGAACCUGUGAGGACAGAUCUCAGUAAAAAAGGAUUGCCACAGUCCCGGUUGAGUGUCAUUUUUACAAAGUUUGAUGAGGUCCAAAAAUCUGGAAAUAUGGUACAGUCUGCAAAUGAUAAAAAUUUUGAUGAUGAAGAUUCCGUGGAUGGGAAUAGACCUUCUUCUGCCAGUUCUUCAUCAUCCAAGGCCCCAGCAAGCUCCCGGAGAAAGAUUGGAAUGGGGACCAGCCGCCGGCUUGGGUCAUCUGCUCUUGGAUCCAAGUCUUCAGCUGCAAAAGAAGGUGCUGGUGCUGUUGAUGAAGAAGACUUUAUUAAAGCAUUUGAUGAUGUCCCUGUAGUACAGAUUUAUUCCAGCCGAGACCUUGAGGAAUCCAUAAACAAAAUUAGGGAAAUACUAUCUGAUGACAAGCAUGACUGGGAGCAGAGAGUAAACGCUCUAAAAAAGAUUAGAUCUUUACUUUUGGCUGGUGCCGCUGAGUAUGAUAACUUCUUUCAACAUUUGCGUCUUUUGGACGGAGCCUUUAAACUCUCAGCUAAGGAUCUGCGGUCUCAGGUAGUGCGUGAGACGUGUAUCACAUUGGGGCAUUUGUCAUCGGUUCUGGGCAAUAAGUUUGACCACGGAGCUGAAGCCAUUAUGCCAACUAUCUUUAAUUUAAUUCCAAACAGUGCCAAAAUUAUGGCCACUUCGGGUGUUGUAGCUAUUAGGUUAAUCAUUCGGCACACACACAUCCCUAGGUUAAUACCUGUCAUAACAAGCAACUGUACCUCUAAGUCGGUCGCAGUUAGAAGGCGCUGUUUUGAAUUUUUAGAUUUGCUUUUACAAGAGUGGCAGACACAUUCACUGGAAAGACACAUAUCAGUAUUAGCAGAAACAAUAAAGAAGGGAAUACAUGAUGCUGAUUCUGAAGCAAGGAUAGAAGCCAGAAAAUGUUACUGGGGCUUCCACAGUCACUUCAGCAGAGAGGCAGAGCACUUGUACCACACCCUGGAGUCCUCGUACCAGAGAGCCCUGCAGUCCCACUUGAAGAACUCAGACAGCAUCGUGUCUUUACCGCAGUCUGACCGCUCAUCUUCCAGCUCUCAAGAAAGUCUCAAUCGGCCACUGUCUGCCAAAAGAAGUCCUACUGGCAGUACCACAUCUCGAGCUUCUACAGUUAGCACCAAAUCUGUAUCGACAACUGGAUCCCUCCAGCGAUCAAGAAGCGAUAUUGAUGUGAAUGCAGCAGCCAGUGCCAAAUCCAAAGCCUCAACUUCAGGCGCCAUGCCCUUCGGCUCAGCAGCAGCUCUCCCUCCAGGGUCUUAUGCAUCUUUAGAAUCCAGACACGUGAGGGAAGACAUGGAGUACAUAGGCCUGGACUCAGAUGGUACUACCACUAAAGCGGAGGGUCGGAUCCGCACAAGACGACAAAACUCUGGGAGCACCACCAGUGUUGCCUCUAACCCCUCCGACAGUCGGGGCCGCAGUCGUGCUAAAGUUGUUUCUCAGUCUCAGCGAUCCAGAUCUGCUAAUCCUGCUGGUGCUGGCAGCCGGUCAAGUUCCCCAGGAAAAUUGUUGGGGAGUAGUUAUGGAGGACUUGCUGGGGGCUCCUCGAGAGGCCCACCAGUGACACCAUCUUCAGAAAAACGAAGCAAGAUUCCCAGGAGUCAGGGAUGCAGCCGAGAAACAAGUCCAAACCGAAUAGGACCAGCACGGAGCAGCCGUAUCCCUCGACCCAGCAUGAGUCAGGGGUGCAGCCGCGAUACCAGCCGUGAGAGCAGCCGAGAUACAAGCCCUGCUCGGGGCUUUCCUCCACUUGCCUCUCGACGUCAUUCCAGGUCCACUAGUGCUCUCUCCACUGCUGAAUCUGUUGGGCAGUCAGUAGACCGGUUUGGGCUGAGCCAGCCAGGACGAAUACCUGGUUCUGUGAAUGCCAUGCGGGUUCUGAGCACCAGCACAGACCUGGAAGCAGCUGUGGCAGAUGCUUUGCUGUUAGGAGACACCAGGAGCAAGAAGAAGCCUGUGCGGAGAAGAUAUGAGCCGUAUGGGAUGUAUUCUGAUGAUGAUGCCAACAGUGAUGCCUCAAGUGUCUGCUCUGAGCGCUCGUAUGGCUCCAGGAAUGGUGGUAUUCCCCAUUAUCUGCGGCAGACUGAGGAUGUAGCAGAAGUUCUCAACCACUGUGCAAGUUCAAACUGGUCUGAAAGGAAAGAAGGGCUUCUGGGCCUGCAGAACUUACUGAAGAGCCAAAGAACGCUGAGUCGAGUAGAAUUAAAGAGAUUGUGUGAGAUCUUCACCCGAAUGUUUGCUGACCCUCAUAGCAAGAGAGUGUUCAGUAUGUUUUUGGAAACUCUUGUGGAUUUUAUAAUAAUUCACAAGGAUGACUUGCAAGACUGGCUUUUUGUUCUUCUCACACAAUUACUUAAGAAAAUGGGAGCAGAUUUACUUGGAUCUGUGCAAGCAAAAGUUCAGAAGGCUCUAGAUGUCACAAGGGACUCUUUCCCGUUCGAUCAACAAUUUAACAUUUUGAUGAGAUUUAUUGUGGAUCAAACUCAAACUCCAAACCUGAAGGUCAAAGUUGCAAUUCUAAAAUACAUCGAGUCUUUGGCCAGACAGAUGGAUCCAACAGAUUUUGUAAACUCAAGUGAGACCAGGCUUGCUGUUUCUAGAAUCAUAACAUGGACAACAGAACCAAAGAGUUCAGACGUGAGAAAGGCAGCACAGAUUGUGCUGAUCUCUCUGUUUGAAUUGAACACUCCUGAAUUUACCAUGUUACUUGGUGCCUUGCCGAAAACAUUUCAGGAUGGUGCCACCAAACUUCUGCAUAACCACCUCAAGAACUCUAGUAACACCAGUGUGGGAUCUCCAAGCAAUACAAUUGGCCGAACACCCUCCCGACACCCCAGCAGCAGGACUAGCCCUCUGACCUCACCCACCAACUGUUCCCAUGGCGGGCUAUCUCCAAGUCGGUUGUGGGGUUGGAGUGCCGAUGGGUUAUCGAAGCACCCACCUCCCUUUUCUCAGCCUAACUCCAUUCCCACCGCUCCCUCCCACAAGACUCUCAGGCGCUCUUACUCUCCCAGCAUGCUGGACUAUGACACAGAGAAUCUAAACUCUGAAGAAAUCUAUAGUUCUCUGCGUGGAGUUACAGAAGCCAUUGAAAAGUUUAGUUUCCGAAGCCAGGAGGAUUUGAAUGAGCCAAUUAAACGAGAUGGCAAAAAGGAUUUUGAUAUUGUAUCUCGGGAUGGAGGAGCUGCAUCCCCAGCCACCGAGGGCCGGGGCGGCAGUGAAGUGGAAGGAGGCAGGACUGCUCUGGACAACAAGACCUCUCUCCUCAACACCCAGCCUCCACGUGCCUUCCCGGGGCCUCGAGCACGUGACUAUAACCCCUACCCAUACUCAGACACCAUCAACACCUACGACAAGACAGCCCUGAAAGAGGCCAUGUUUGAUGAUGAGAUGGAGCAACUUCGGGAUGUGCCCAUCGACCAUUCUGACCUGGUGGCAGACCUGCUGAAAGAGCUGUCCAACCACAACGAGCGGGUGGAAGAGCGGAAGGGGGCCCUGCUCGAGCUGCUCAAAAUCACACGGGAGGAUAGCCUGGGCGUCUGGGAGGAGCACUUCAAGACCAUCCUGCUGCUGCUUCUGGAGACCCUUGGGGACAAAGAUCAUUCAAUUCGAGCCCUGGCACUGAGAGUUCUACGGGAAAUUCUGAGAAACCAGCCAGCACGAUUCAAAAACUAUGCGGAGCUGACGAUCAUGAAGACUCUGGAAGCCCACAAAGACUCCCACAAGGAGGUGGUGAGAGCUGCUGAGGAGGCUGCAUCCACACUAGCCAGCUCCAUCCACCCGGAGCAGUGCAUCAAAGUGCUCUGCCCCAUCAUCCAGACCGCUGACUACCCCAUCAACCUUGCCGCCAUCAAAAUGCAGACCAAAGUCGUGGAGAGGAUCGCCAAGGACUCCUUGCUGCAGCUCCUCGCCGACAUCAUCCCCGGCCUGCUGCAGGGUUAUGAUAACACUGAAAGCAGCGUGCGUAAGGCCAGCGUGUUUUGCUUAGUGGCAAUUUAUUCCGUAAUCGGAGAAGAAUUGAAACCUCACCUCGCACAGCUCACGGGAAGCAAGAUGAAGCUGCUAAACUUAUACAUAAAGCGGGCCCAGACCACCAACAGCAACAGCAGCUCCUCCUCCGAUGUGUCCACGCACAGCUAGUGGUGCCCGGAGACCCCAUCAGCUGCCCUGUCAGUACGAGGAGUCCCACAUAUUUAUUACAAUCAGUAUUUUGGUCCCUUCCAGCUUUUGUGUAGAAUCUUACUGGGAUUGAAUGUAAUGGAAGCAAGGCCUGUAUCAAAGUCCUCAAAGAAACAAGAAAUAAUGAGAAACAAAAAGAGCCAUAUUACAUGUCUCAUGCCACCUGCUGAGAUGUUCCCAAAACCUGCAGCUCUCUAGCAGUACUUGUUAGGCAGUAGCUUUUUUUUUUUCUUUAACUUCAGUUAAUAACAGAUUUGGGGGUGGGGUCCCUUUUGCGUCCCUCAUUCUUAGCUUAUAUUCUCACGAGCAUGGCCGCGUGGGGCAAAGCCCACCCUUUUCCCAGCCACCUCUGAUAAAGGUCACAUGUCUUAGGUUGUGUUUUGAGACCUAGUAAGCAUGGAGCAGAAACCACAGCAAGAAAAGGAGGAAAGCCUGAAGCUGCCUGCCGCGUGGUUGUUAUGUCACACAGGAGCCCCUUGCCCUGUCUCUUGGCGAGGUCAGGACUGCCUCAGUCUCUUCCCAGACCCUUGGAACGGCUCCACAAGGCUCUCUACCCCGGAACUGUGGCUCAGAAGGAUUCCUAUAACUUACAGCAAGUUAGAGAUGCCUGAAAGGGCCUUCAGUAGAGCACAGUGGGUGUGAGGAAGUUUCUUGUCCGUUUCCCUGCAGAGAUCUGGGGAAGACACUGUUGUACUGGGGAUCCCAGGAUUCUAAGUUGUGGUUCAAAACUGCACCAUCUUAUCUUGGCCCUCAAGCUUUGCCUGAGCUGUUCAUUUCCAAAAUGUUCUCAAGUUAAUCUGGCAAACAUCAAUUUUACCAUUCCACUUUGGGCAUCCCCAUUUUCUCUGGGGAUUAAGAGCAAAAAAAAAAGUCUAGAGAGACCAGAUAUCAAAGUCUUUCUUUGGUGGUACAGAUUGAACCCAUGACCUCCUGCACGCUAGGCCAGUUAUCUACCACUGAGCCCCUGGCCCUGGAAUCAUUAUUUUUAAUUCUGUAAGCCAAAGUACUUCCUUGAUUGUUAAAUUGCUUAAGGAAAAAGUAAUCAUGACGAGUGGCAGAAUGCAGAACAACAGGAUUUGCAGUGUACUUUCAGAGUCUGUUCCCUUCCCCGGGAAACCACCGGGCUCCUUUUAUGUUUUAACCUCUUGAGGUUCUGAUUGCUCCAAAGGAAGUAAAUGUAGAUCUGGAGUCUGAUUACAGUAAGUUUUGAGUAAAAUUCCUAAGCCAAAUAGCAAUUCUCAAUGCAGUCAUGAAGACUUCUUUUGUUGCUAUUCUAUUUUAGAUCCUCUAAUUGAACCAAUUCUUCCAUAAGGAAAAAGCUGCUUUUGACAUGAAUUUUAGCAAGAUACAGUAUUGGCAGAUCCAGGGUGGGGCCCACCGCAGCCACUAGGACUGAAAGCAAGACCUGGGGCCCUGCUCAAGUAGUUCUCAGCCUGGUUCACCACCCCUCACUGAACCUCUACGUUUGAUGGGGACCUGGUGAAAGGCAGAUAAUAACAUUAUUAGGAAAUAAGUGCUAAACAGGACAGCCUCUACGUUCAGGUAAGGGUGGGUUAUCUUACACACACAAAGUGCUCCACUGCUGCUGUUUAGGGAAAUCCAUGGGUGUAUUUUAAGUGGCUGAAUAUUAUGGACGGACUUAGGCUCAGAACAUAGCAGGAUCAGGCCUUACUUUCAGUGAUAAAUACUGUUUGUUUUUUGUUCAUAUAUUAAUGGGAUUUCUUUUUCACUCUUUUGUAUACAAGAGUCCCAGAGUCUUGUGAUCUCCUCUAUGGUAGAAACGUGCCUCUCAGGCAGUAGUGUACUUAUGAAUUCUCUUAUGCCUGAUGCAGUUAGGAAGACCCCUCUCUGGAACCCUUUGGCUCCUGAAAGUCGCCGUGAUUCCCAGUACAGUUGGAAGGCUCAAACAUUGCUGAUGUCCUCACAGUACUCAAAAAGGGCUAGCCUCGAAUGUCACCCGCCCCUCCUCCAUUUCCUGACCAGAGAGAUACAA